UUGCGCUUCGAUCUGCCGACCUGAAACGGCGGAAGAAGCGAUGGCGUUAAGGCUUCCACUCUCCCGCUCUUCUGCGACCUCCAUCUUCUCUUCUUCGAUUCACUCCACAAGAUUCCUGCGAAUAAGUGAGCGAUCUAAUUAUUGCCCCCUCAGGACUUUUGCAGUGGCAAAAUCUGAAAAAAUUCAUCUGCCUAAGAAGAAAAAGCGAUUGGAUGAGGUAUGUCUUGAGAGAUAUCAGCAGUACAGCCGAACCUUCAUCCAGUCAUGGAUUCUGCAAGGCAAAGUUCUUGUGGAUGGAAGAGUUGUAAGCAAAGCCGGAACACCUGUAUCCGAUAAGUCGGUUGUCGAGAUAAAGGCUGUGGUCCCCAAAUAUGUAUGUAGAGCAGGAUACAAGCUCGAGGCAGCUAUCGAAGAAUUUGGUGUUGAUGUCGUCGGAAAAGUAGCGCUUGAUUCAGGGUUGUCCACAGGUGGUUUUACUGAUUGUUUACUUCAGCACGGCGCGUCAUAUGUUUACGGUGUUGAUGUUGGCUAUGGACAGGUGGCUGAAAAGAUUCGCCAAGACGAGCGUGUCGGUGUAAUUGAACGAACAAAUUUAAGAUAUCUUUCUGAGCUACCACAACUAGUUGACUUGGUGACACUAGACUUAUCAUUCAUCUCUAUACUUCUGGUUAUGCCUGCAGUAGUCAAUGUUAUGAAGUCGGAAUCUACAUUGAUAACAUUGGUCAAGCCGCAGUUUGAGGCUCGUAAAUCCCAGGUAGGAGGUGGUGGUGUUGUGAGAGAUCCUCAGGUGCAUCAAGAAGUUCUCGACAGGAUAAUUAAGGGCGUAGAAGAUUUCGGAUUUCACAGCAAAGGAUGGAUAGAGUCACCAAUUAAGGGCGCCGAAGGGAACACUGAAUUUCUCGUCUGCUUUCAGAGAAUACCCAAGGCGACAUAAUUAAUAGAUUUUCACUGCAGCAUCUCAAUGAUUGGAAUAGCUCCUACCUUUUAACUGAGGAUACCUUUGUAGAGAAGACUAGUUCUGCAACUUCUUUGCGAUCGAAGUGUAUUCAGAAUUGACACAUUCAGACACAUGUCAGUCAGCUGUUGUUCUGUGGUUCUUUACUAACUAGAAACACUAUGUUACCUUGUACAAGCAAAAUGUGUAAGAUGUUGAUGUUACAGAGAAUUUU
Ananas comosus (pineapple) is the source of this 1169-nucleotide messenger RNA. Its product is annotated as hemolysin A. NCBI's taxonomy places the organism in Eukaryota, Viridiplantae, Streptophyta, Magnoliopsida, Poales, Bromeliaceae. Gene Ontology annotation, molecular function: methyltransferase activity; RNA binding. Bases 41 to 934 code for a protein of 297 amino acids. The record is from RefSeq and is a predicted model, not a curated record. The transcript has 9 exons. Gene Ontology annotation, biological process: methylation.